AUGUGGCCCCUCAUUUCAUUCCAUACCCAAGCACCCCUCAUCUCCUCCACGCACACGCGUGCACACGUGCUCACGCACACACGCACACACACACGUACACACACACGCACACACACACGCACACACACACACGCAUGCACGGACGCACACACGCACGCACACAUGCAUGCACACACGCACACCCAUGCAGACACGCAUGCACACACGCACACGCACGCACUCACACACACGCACACACACACACACGUGCGCGCACACUCGCACACGCACACACGCACAUACGCACACAUACGCACGCACACACACGCACGCACACACACGCACACACACACACACACACACACGUGCGUGCACACCCGCGCACGCACACACACAUGCACACACACGCACACACAGUGCACACACUCUCACCCCUUGUGCUUCUCCUGCAACGUCAACCAUGUGGCCCCUCAUUUCAUUCCAUACCCAUGCACCCCACAUCCCACGCCCCCCCUCACGCCCCCUCACCCCCAGCUAUCCAAGUACGCGGACCCUUCCUGCUUCUCGUACAACCUGAACCACGUGGUGCUGCUGGUGGGGUAUCGCCUCACCGGCUCAGAUCCGACCUUCCCGCACAUGGCGCCGCCCUUCUGGAUCAUCCGCAACUCAUGGGGCCCGGAGUGGGGCGACGGCGGGCACAUGCGGAUGGACAUCCAGGGGGGCGACGGCGUGUGUGGGAUCAACACGCUGCCUGGGAUCUACCCGGUGGUGCGCGCUGCCAGGGACCCCUGCAACGUCAACGGCACCAGCAGUGGGGUGUUUGGGCCGCUCUUCAAUCCCUGUGGCAACUUCACGUGCACGCCCACAUCUGAUGGGGCCAGCAACCGGUGUGAUUGCAACGACCCGCGAUUCGUGGAGGCACUUCAACCGGACAACUCGCGCACCUGUGCUUACAGUGAGCUCUCCCCUGUGCUUACAGUGAGCUCUCUCCCCCGUGCUUACAGUUUGCGAUCUCUCCUGCACUUCCUCGUGUGA
Molecule: messenger RNA, 1014 nt
Organism: Closterium sp. Yama58-4
Lineage: Eukaryota; Viridiplantae; Streptophyta; Zygnematophyceae; Desmidiales; Closteriaceae
Source: the annotation of a GenBank genome assembly